Cynoglossus semilaevis (tongue sole) is the source of this 1898-nucleotide messenger RNA. It is a transcript of the gene dpp7, whose product is annotated as dipeptidyl-peptidase 7. Gene Ontology annotation, cellular component: vesicle. Gene Ontology annotation, molecular function: serine-type exopeptidase activity; dipeptidyl-peptidase activity. Gene Ontology annotation, biological process: proteolysis. Bases 199 to 1608 code for a protein of 469 amino acids. The record is from RefSeq and is a predicted model, not a curated record. NCBI's taxonomy places the organism in Eukaryota, Metazoa, Chordata, Actinopteri, Pleuronectiformes, Cynoglossidae. The transcript is spliced from 14 exons.
GAUCGUAGCCGGGAGAAUCACUUUCCUGCGUUUAUUGACUUUAUACCCAAUUGAGAAGGACCGAUAUGGGUAAAACAUUGCUUUUCUUUGCGGUGACAUCGGCUGUGCUUUGUGCCGAGGCGCUUUCACUGUCUUUUUCAAAGGUAUACGUAGGUUAAGCAGAUUUUUACUAGAAGAUGAGACUAUUGUGGCAAACCAAUGAAAUUGAGGGGCACUGUUCUUACCAUGAGUUUCAGACCCGUGCUUUCAGAGAAGUAUUUCACUCAGACCAUGGAUCACUUCAACUUCAACAGCAUGGGAAACAGAACAUUCCUCCAGCGAUACCUUAUCACAGAUAAAUACUGGGACAAAGGCCACGGCCCUAUUUUCUUCUACACUGGCAACGAGGGAGACAUUUGGGAAUUUGCCCUCAACUCUGGAUUCAUCCUAGAGUUGGCCAAUCAGCAGAGAGCUUUAGUCGUAUUUGCUGAACAUAGGUACUAUGGCAAAUCUCUACCAUUUGGCAAAGACUCCUUCAACAUCCCACAGAUUGGCCUGUUGACUGUGGAGCAGGCCCUGGCCGACUACAGCAUCAUGAUCAGAGAGCUGAAAAAAGAGCUGACAGCCACUCAGUGUCCCGUCAUAGUGUUUGGUGGAAGUUAUGGUGGAAUGCUGUCAGUCUACAUGAGGCUGAAGUAUCCAAAUGUAGUGGCUGGAGCUCUCGCAGCCAGUGCCCCCAUCCUGUCCACUGCUGGACUGGGAGACCCCAGGCAGUUCUUCAGAGAUGUUACUGCUGACUUUGAGAGUGUCUCCCCUAAGUGCAGAGAUGCUGUGAGAGAAGCUUUUCAUCAGCUCAAAGAGCUGGCUGUGGAGCAAGAAUAUGGGCUCAUCCAAUCAGAGUUCAAUCUUUGUAAGGCUCCGUCAUCUGCUCAGGACAUCCAUCAGCUGUUUGGACUGCUGAGGAACGCCUUCACGAUGAUGGCCAUGAUGGAUUAUCCUUACCCCACUCACUUCAUGGGCAACAUGCCCGCCUACCCUGUCAAGGUGGCGUGUGAAACCAUGCUGAGUGGAUCUAACCUGCUCACUAAUCUCAAGAACACUGCUGGGAUUUUGUAUAAUUCCACUGGAGCAUUGAUGUGUUUUGACCUGUACAGCCUGUACGUGGAGUGUGCUGAUCCCACCGGCUGUGGACUGGGCUUUGACAGCAUGGCAUGGGACUACCAGGCCUGCACAGAAGUCAAUUUGUGCUUUGAGAGCAACAACGUGACUGACAUGUUUCCUCCGAUGACCUUCACUGGUGAAGAGCGUGAGCGUUACUGUCUCAAACGUUGGUCCGUCGUUCCACGGCCAGACUGGUUUCAAGUCCAGUUCUGGGGUGAUGCUCUCUCCACAGCCACUAAUAUCAUCUUCUCCAAUGGAGAUCUGGACCCCUGGGCAAAUGGAGGGGUGCGAAAGACGCUGAGCUCAUCACUGAUAGCCAUCAACAUUCCUGAAGGAGCCCAUCACCUGGAUCUGAGAGGACACAACGAUGCUGAUCCAAUGUCAGUGCUCAGUGCCAGGAAGACAGAAGCAGACAUCAUCGCAGAGUGGGUGAAGAUGGAGAGGAGAAGAAUACAGCUGUCCUUGUGAUACACAACUUGGAAUAUAAGUUGAUAAGACUGAACUAGAUUUAGAUUUAAAUGUGUCAUAUGAAAGAAAGGGUUCAUACUAAAUAUGCCUGCAAAGGAAAAAUUAAAGCAGCUUUGUUUGUAGUGUCAGAAUUUUAGUUCCAAAUCCAGCACACAGAAAAUAUCCACUAAUCAACACUGCCAAAACUAAAUCUUUUAGAUAUUUUUCAUAUUCUGAAAGUUUGUCCCUUUCUGUGUCCUGUGAUGCUUUUCGUUGUCUCUGUGAAAACAAUUACAGCUGAUUUCCUCUUA